Molecule: messenger RNA, 789 nt
Organism: Didymella exigua CBS 183.55
Lineage: Eukaryota; Fungi; Ascomycota; Dothideomycetes; Pleosporales; Didymellaceae
Product: NAD(P)-binding protein
Exons: 1
Coding region: 1-789 (262 amino acids)
Molecular function (GO): oxidoreductase activity
Source: RefSeq, a predicted model, not a curated record
AUGAAAGUUAAAGGCCGCACGUUCAUCAUCAGCGGCGGCGUGUCCGGCCUCGGCCUCGCAACAGCCCGCGCCCUACACUCACUCGGCGGCUACGUCUCGCUGCUCGACCUGAACAGCGACAACGGCUCCAAAAUCGUGUCUGAGCUGGGCACAAGGUCCAAAUUCUUUGAAACCGACGUUUCCUCAACUGAUGCCAUCGCCUCUGCGAUCAGCGGCACCGUGGCCUGGAUUGCGGAGACACAGGCGCCCAUAGGAGGCGUGAUAGCCGGUGCAGGCGUCGGUCUACCCGGCCUCAUCAUCGACAAGAAAAACGAGCCGCUGAGCAUUGAGAGCAUAGACUUUGUGCUCAACAUCAACCUGCGCGGCACCCUCGACCUCAUCCGCCAAGCGCUGCCGCACAUGACACUCAACACGCCCGAUGGGUCUGACGGCGAGCGCGGUGUAAUCAUCAUGAUCGCCUCCUCGGCCGCGUUCGACGGCCAGAUGGGCCAGGUCUCGUAUGCAGCGUCCAAGGGUGCGGUUGCGAGCCUGACCCUCCCGCUGGCGAGGGACCUCAGCAAGUACGGUAUCCGCGCCGUCACCAUUGCGCCGAGUAUGUUUGAUAGCGCGAUGACGAAGAUGAUGAGCGCAAAGGUUAAGAAGAGCCUGGAGAGCAGCAUGGAGUUCCCCAAGCGCGCAGGCGAACCAGACGAGUUUGCGAGGCUGGUGGUGGAGGUGGUGGGAAAUCAGAUGCUGAACGGAACGGUGCUGAGGUUAGACGGCGCGAUGAGGAUGCCGGCGCGGUUGUAG